AUGACUGGUAAUGAUUGUGAGGGCGCAGGAGUGAUGGCAGAUCUGAGCUUGACUGACGCUCUGAACGAUACACCUCAGCCGGAUGUGGAGGAUGUUGUGGAGAGGGAUUUUGUGGCCACGUUGGAGGCUGAAGCUUUCGAUGAUCAGGUCGGAGAAACGGUUGACAAGACGGACUUUAUCCCACUGCUGGACAAUGACGGGAAGGAUCCAGGUACAGUAGUGGAGAAAGGACAGCAGGAAGCUCAAAGAGUUCAUAAAUCUGGCGCUGUGAGUCCGCUGAUGUCCUGGAAGGAGAAACAAGAGGACGUCCAGACACAUCUGACCACUGAAACUGACCUGCUGUCAGUCUCGAUGUCUGGGUGUCCUGAUCAGUUUGGCUCUCAGAUGAUGAUGGACAGCUGCUCCAUUGGGUCGUUCACAGGUUUCUCUGAGGCGAUCACUGGUGCUGCUCCACUUCAGACUGAAAGAGCGUCUGGUGUGGCUGAAACACAGAGUCCAGCAGCGGUUCAGGCUUCUGAAGCCCUAAACAUCCCAGCUGAACCCCUGCCGGCCAGCACAGCCAAGAGCCCACUGGACACAUCUGCAGGUGUCUUUGCUGACCGCUGGUCUGAUGAGGCCGGCAUCCCAUCCGACCUGCCUUUCACGCCUAGUGUUUCCACCAUUAUCACUCGCCACGCCAGUCAGCUUGUGGAGAGCCCACAUGAGACACCGGACCCCCAGUGGUCCCCGAGAGAUAGCGAGGACAGGGAAAGUGAAGGAUCCGACCGAAAGAAGGAAAAGAAGAAGAAAAAGCGAAGACCCAGAGACGAGGUUUACGACUUUAACACCGAAAUGCAAAGUGAAAGUGCUUUAUCUGAGAGCCCCCAUCAGUCGUCCCCACUCAAGGAAGGCUGGGAAGAUGGUGGACGCAUCGGCGGGCGAGUUAAGAGGCCAAAAAGUCGCAAGAAAAUCCCUGAAGAAUGGGCAAUCAAUGCUGAACCCUUUGUUCCAGCGUCAGCCUCCAUGCAUCAGGAAUUUGCUCAAUCUGAAGUCGACAGCGGUCUUGUAUCGCUUUCUGAAGACUUCACAGAUGAGAGUCUCAUUCCUAUGUCUCUUACCCAAGAUCUGCUAUCACUGACAGCCACUUCCCCACCGUCCACAACUACCUUCGAACAUGCAAUAAUUUCUCCCAAAUCUCCCACUUUAUUUCCCUUGGCAAUGUCCUCAGGAUUGCACAACAUCAUGAUGGAAACCGAUAGCGAUUUCAACCUGGAAAGCAAAGCUGAUUCUCUUGCUUUCAGCCUCAAUGACACACAACCUUCUCCACGUGGAACUUUCGAGGAUCCAAUGUUUGGGCAAGAUCCCUCGUUCGCUGAUCCUGUGAGCACCCAAGAGUUGCCAUUGAAGGAACCCCAGGCGUCCACUCCAGGAAGCACUUGUUUUGUACCACCAAUGGAGGCAUUGAUCUCAGCUCCACCUUUUUCUCCAUCUGGACCUGCAUGGUCUCUUAAUAACCACAAUCAACCACAAUUUGACCUUGAAGGGGAUUCCUUUGAGACCCAAGUCCCGGCGCCUCUUGCUUCACCAAAGAGCAAAUCCCCAAAAUCCAAACAAGGCAAGAAGUCAUCCUCAACUAAAAGUCCAACCUCUCCUGACGCAAAGUUGCUUUCUCCACAAACUUCAGGCCUGAAUCCUGCCGCUCCCCCGUUUUUUCCUAGCUUUGCAGAACCUCGGGAGCAAACCGCGGGAUUGUCCUUCAAAUUGGAAGAAAAAUCUGAGAAGAACAAGCCGGAGGUGAACAAAAUGGACCCCGUCCAGAAGUUUGAUGAAUUUGACAUCUUCAGCAAGACUGAGAAAGAUCAGAAGAUGGAGACAGUGACAGAGAAAGAUAAAUCUGAGCACAAACAGACAACCAAAGCAGAAAACACAGAAACUCUGGACAAAAACAAAGAGGUGGAGAAGAAAGCGGAUGAAAGAGUUCACCAUGCAGAAACGGCAGUGAAAGUGGAGAAGAUUGAAAAAGUGGAAAAAAGCACUAAAGAGGAGACUGAAAAGGCUGAAAUGUUGGAGAAAAGCAGUGAUUUAAAAGAAAAGACAGAAAAAACAACAGAGUUCUCCCCAAAGAAAGAGGAACCGGCGGAGAAACAAGAGCUGAAGAAAGAAGAAGUGAAAGUCGAGGAGAACAAAUCAGAGCAGAAAGAUGAUGUGAAGGAGAGAGUUGAACUGAAGACCCAACAAGACGAAACCGAGAAGGAGACAGUAGAGGAGAAAGCAGAAAAGAGCGAGCCGGCUGAUAAGAAACCUGCCAAAGCUGAGACGAAGGAUGAAAAAGCCAAAAAAGCAGCUGCUAAACCCUCAGCGGCCAAACCUGCGCUAACCAACGGUGCUCCUGGAAAAGACUUGAGCAGUCCUGAGAAGAAGACCAAGCCUGUUGCUGGAUCAACCAAACCCAGCUCUGCCAAGCCCCGCCCCAGCUCCGCCUCCACUGCUACAGCUGCCUCCAAGCGUCCAAUCGCUACCUCAGCCUCCAGUGGCCCUGCCCCCAUCAGUAAAAAAGCCCCUGCGCCCAAAACAUCCACUGCACCUGCGGGCACCAAACGGCCUACCACGGCCACAGCACGACCCCCCACCACCGCUACCACAGCGGCCAGAGACGUCAAGCCCAAGACGGUGACAGAGAAGCGUCCACUGGUGCCCAAGUCCAGCACUGCUCCCUCUCGACCCGCUGCAGAUAAACCUGCGUCCACAACACGACCCACAGCCAGCGCUCCUGCGGCCCGACGCCCCCUUGCUGCGAAGACUGAGAGCAAACCAGCAGACGACAAGAAAGCCAGCACACUGAAAACUACAGUUACAGAUGGUGCCCGCUCUAAACCUGCACCCGUCAGACCCUCCACCACCAGCACUAUCAGCAGCAGCGCCUCCACACGCCCUCGACCCACCAAAACCCCCUCAGCAGGCGGCACCGGCACCACUUCUCUGGUUCCGAGGAUCCAAACAAUGCCCCGCCCCCCUCGAACCUCCAUCUUCAGCAGCAGCACCACACGCACCACCAACACAACCAGAAGCACCGCCCACACCACUACCACAACCAGCACCACCCGCAUUACAAGCAGCAGCACCGCCAGCACUGCCCGGCCCAGCUCCACACCCGCUCCAGACGUCAAGAACAUCCGCUCCAAGAUCGGCUCCACAGACAACAUCAAACACCAGCCUGGAGGAGGAAAGGUUUCAGGGUCUCAGAGCAGGACGGACUCACAGAUCUCAGCCUCCAAAGAGAGCAGCCAGGGCAAAGUUCAGAUAGUCUCCAAAAAAGUGGACUACAGUCACGUGACCUCACGCUUGGGCUCCAAGGACAAUAUGAAACAUAUUCCUGGUGGAGGGAACGUUCAGAUUCUCAGCAAGAAGAUCGACUUGAGUAAAGUGACCUCCAAGUGUGGAUCCAAAUCCAACAUCAAACAUAAACCAGGUGGAGGUGAAGUCAAGAUCGAGAGCCAUAAGGUGAACUAUAAGGAUAAAGCUCAGUCCAAGGUGGGAUCUAUGGAUAAUGUCAACCAUGAGCCUGGAGGAGGGAAAAUCAAGGCUGAGGGGGUUCAGGAGACUCCCUGCAGUGGUGUUUCUGCCACCGCUGAUGCCCAGGAGAAUGGGCUGAAGGACGGCGGUCCCUGCAAGAGUGACCCGAUCCGGGACUCGCAGGGCCUGGAUUUGCUCAUCCCUGAAACAAGUAAGUUUGUGUGUGAACGCAGCCCAAAACCAGCCCACCGAAGCCCCCAGCCAGACUAGAGCUGAUUUAGAUUAUGACUGACAUCCAGAGGCCAU
Molecule: messenger RNA, 3798 nt
Organism: Danio aesculapii
Lineage: Eukaryota; Metazoa; Chordata; Actinopteri; Cypriniformes; Danionidae
Product: microtubule-associated protein 4
Exons: 17
Coding region: 1-3762 (1253 amino acids)
Biological process (GO): microtubule cytoskeleton organization; neuron projection development
Cellular component (GO): neuron projection
Molecular function (GO): microtubule binding
Source: RefSeq, a predicted model, not a curated record